This is a messenger RNA of Arabidopsis arenosa, 2924 nucleotides long. The record is from the annotation of a GenBank genome assembly. Lineage: Eukaryota; Viridiplantae; Streptophyta; Magnoliopsida; Brassicales; Brassicaceae.
GGAGCCAAAUCUUGAAUCUUUAACUCCGUACAAGACCAGUUAUGGAAAUAGAACAACAAAACAUUGGAAACAGCGGAUCCAUUAAUGUGGGCGAAAGAGAAAUUUAUGGAAUAAAUCAAGGGUUUGGUUACUCAUUGGAUCGUGUAGCUACAGAUUAUUAAAUGAAAGAUGUUCAAAAAGUUCAGCCUUCUAAGUCUCAAGCUCUCACUACAAUCACUAGGAUUCCAUGGAUCAUUAAGCCUCUUUGGGGCAUUCUCACUGAUGUUGUUCCUAUCAUUGGUUUCCAUAUACGCCCUUACUUCAUUUUAGCCGGGGUGUUUGGAGUGGUUUCUUUAUUGUUCAUAUCCCUUCGUAGUAAUCUACACCUUUACUUGGCACUGUUGUGGAUGACAAUAUCAAGUGCUGCAAUGGCGAUUGCGGAUGUAACUAUUGAUGCUUGCACUGCGUACAAUAGUAUCAAACACCCUUCUCUUGCAUCGGAUAUGCAGACCUUAUGCCUCUUAAUCUCCUCCAUUGGAGCACUUCUUGGUUUCUUCAUGAGUGGCAUCUUAGUUCAUCUUGUUGGCUCCAAGGGCGUGUUCGGUUUGUUGACAUUCCCGUUCGCAUUAGUAUCGGUAGUCGGGAUUGUGUUUAGUGAGCCCCAUGUUCAUGGGAAAGCGAUGUGGAGGACAAUGAAGUGCUCAGAUGUGUGGCGGCCGAGUCUGUAUAUGUACAUUUCCCUUGUUUUUGGUUUUGACAUUCAAGGUCUUUUCUAUUGGUUCACAGAUUCAAAGGAUGGUCCUUUGUUUGCUCAGGAAACGGUUGGUUUCAUUCUCUCAAUUGGUCCAAUAGGGUCGAUUCUAGGAGUAUUGUUGUACAAUUUAGUCCUAAAGGAUCAUCCGUUCCGUAGCCUAUUUUCGUGGACUCAACUUCUCUUUGCUUUAUCCGGAAUGUUUGACCUCAUUCUUGUGCUACGUCUCAACUUAAAAUUUGGUUUACCGGAUUAUCUAUUCAUAGUAGUGGACGAGAUAGUUUCGCAGAUGAUCGAACGCCUAAAAUGGAUGUCGCUGCUCGUCCUCAAUACAAAGCUUUGUCCUCACGGAAUCGAAGGGACUUUUUUUGUGUUGCUAAUGUCAAUUGACAAUGCCGACCUCAUGACCUCGUCUUGGCUCGGAGGAAUAUUGUUGCAUGUCCUCAAGGUGACUCGGACUGAGUUUGGUAACCUCUGGCUUGCGGUUUUGUUCAGACCAAACCCAUAUCAAAAGUUUCAACAUUUGAGCUCAAACCAGAGCCAAAUCUUGAAUCUUCCCCUAGAACCAGUUAUGGUAGUAGAAGAAGAGCAAAACCUUGAAAACGGUGGAUCCGUACAUGUGGUCAAAGGAGAAAGUAAUUUCCGUAAUGUGGUGUGUGGUCCUGUGCGGUGGCUAAAGAUGUUGUCUUCAGAGCUUCAUUGGAGCUUUGUGUUUGGUGUGGUCUCACUGUACGGUAUAAACCAAGGGCUUGGUGGCUCAUUGGGUCGUGUUGCUACAGAGUAUUAUAUGAAAGAUGUUCAAAAAGUUCAACCUUCUGAAUCUCAAGCUCUCACUGCAAUCACUAAGAUUCCAUGGAUCAUUAAACCUCUUUGGGGCAUUCUCACUGAUGUUCUUCCUAUCUUUGGUUUCCAUAGACGUCCUUACUUCAUUUUAGCCGGGGUGCUUGGAGUGGUAUCAUUGUUGUUUAUUUCACUGCAUAGUAAUCUACACCUUUACUUGGCACUGUUGUGGAUGACAAUAUCAAGUGCUGCAAUGGCGAUUGCCGAUGUAACCAUUGAUGCUUGCACUGCUUACAAUAGUAUCAAACACCCUUCUCUUGCAUCUGAUAUGCAGAGUUUGUGUAGUUUAAGCUCCUCCAUUGGAGCACUUCUUGGUUUCUUUAUGAGUGGAAUCUUAGUUCAUAUUGUUGGCUCUAAGGGCGUGUUCGGCUUGUUGACAUUCCCAUUCGCAUUAGUAUCGGUAGUCGGGAUUGUGUUUAGUGAGCCCCAUGUUCCUGGUUUUUCUUACAAACAGGUAAACCAGAAAUUUACCGAUGCAGGGAAAGCGAUGUGGAGGACCAUGAAAUGCUCAGAUGUGUGGCGGCCGAGUUUGUAUAUGUACAUUUCCCUUACUCUUGGUUUGAACAUUCAUGAAGGUCUCUUCUAUUGGUUCACGGAUUCGAAGGAUGGUCCUUUGUUUGCUCAGGAAACGGUUGGUUUCAUUCUCUCAAUUGGUUCAAUCGGAUCAAUUCUAGGAGCAACGCUGUACCAACUAGUCCUAAAGGAUCAUCCGUUCCGUGGCCUUUGUUUGUGGACUCAACUUCUCUUUGCUUUAUCCGGAAUGCUUGACCUCAUUCUUGUGCUACGUCUCAACUUAAAAUUUGGUUUACCAGAUUAUCUCUUCAUAGUAGUGGACGAGAUAGUUUCUCAGAUGAUUGGACGCCUGAAAUGGAUGCCACUACUCGUCCUCACUUCAAAGCUUUGUCCUCACGGAAUUGAAGGGACGUUCUUUGCAUUGCUAAUGUCAAUUGACAAUGCAGGCCUCAUGACCUCGUCUUGGCUAGGAGGAAUAUUGUUGCACGUCCUUAAGGUGACUCGGACCGAGUUUGGUAACCUCUGGCUAGCGGUUUUGGUCAGAAAUGUCAUGAGACUUUUGCCGCUCUGUUUUCUGUUUCUUGUGCCCAAAGGUGAUCAGAACACGUUCAAGCUCCCGGAUGAGAUAAUGGGAGAAGAAUCAGAAGAUUCAGAAGACGAAAAAGAAGGAACUCGGAAUUUGGAAUUGGCAUCUCUUGUUCAGGCUGUUGAUAGAAGAUAGCAACAGUAUUCUCUUAUUAUAGUGUUUGAAGCAAAUGCUUCAGUUUUUCCAGCAGUUUAUACGAACUUCACUUGUACUGCUGCAAAGAGCAAUUUUACUGAAUACAUAGUUUGUGUUUUU